Molecule: messenger RNA, 1207 nt
Organism: Aethina tumida (small hive beetle)
Lineage: Eukaryota; Metazoa; Arthropoda; Insecta; Coleoptera; Nitidulidae
Product: quinone oxidoreductase-like protein 2 homolog
Exons: 4
Coding region: 50-1090 (346 amino acids)
Cellular component (GO): mitochondrion
Molecular function (GO): oxidoreductase activity
Source: RefSeq, a predicted model, not a curated record
UCAAAUUGCCAAGUUUGAGGUUAGGUCCAUAUAACCUAACAAUUUCAAAAUGAACGUUCUGCAAAGAAAUGCCCGAAAACUGUGCAAAUUCGCGGAAAAUCUCCACAAUCAGUCCCGAUUAAAGGGCACGUUCAGGGCGGCCGUUUUAACCAAAAAGGGCGAACCCCUGUCAAUCCAAGAACGACCGAUCGAAAAACUCAAAAGCAAACAAGUAAGAGUGAAAGUCGCGUACGUUAGCGUGAAUUCCGUCGAUUGUCACAAGUUCAGGCAUGGCGGGGGAGAAUUGCCUUUCAUCCCGGGUUACGAAUUGGCCGGCGAAGUUAUAGAAAAGGGCAAGGAUGUGGGUAACGAGAUAAUACGCGUUGGUGAACGUGUGGCUGGUCUCAGUCUCAUGCAUUUUGGAGGAUUCGCCGAACAGUGCAUUUUGGAUAUCGAUGAUGUGUGGAGAAUACCUGGAGAUGUGGAGAGGAAAGAUGCUGCCGUAUUAGCUUAUGGACACUCCACAGCCAUCUACACCUUCUCAAAAUUGUCCAAUUUGAAAGAAAAAGAAAAGAUUGUUAUAAGUACUGGACCAGCAGGUAUGGGUUUAGCAGCUGUGGAUGUAGCAGCCAACAUUUAUGGAGCUAGUGUUUUAGGGGUUGUUGACAAUGAAGCACUGGGUGAAUUGGUGAGGGAAAGAGGAGCAUUGUCAACAUUCAUUUUUAAUUCUAAUUUAGAUAAAGAAGUGAAGAAAGCUACUGAAAAUAAAGGUGUGAAUAUUGUAUAUGAUGCUGUAGGUGAUCAUAUGAUGACAACUUUAAAAAACUGUGCGACAUUUUGUGGCAAAAUUUUCUAUGCAGCACCCAACUUCCUUGAGACAAUGUCACCACCACCACCACACACAUUCUUUUCUAUUGUAAGUUUAAAAGCAUUAAGGGAGCAGAAAAGGAAUUUAUAUAAAACUGUUGUGUCUGAUACUUUGGAACUGGCUAAUAAUGGGUCAAUUAGUGCUCACAUAAGUGCUAAGUUUGAAUUGGAAGAUGUUAAUAAGGCUAUAGAAUUUAUUGAACAGAAAAAAUGUACUGGAAAGGUUUUAAUACACAUAGAUUAAGAUAAUAAACUUAUUAUUUAGUAUUAAUAACAUAGUUUUAUUAUAUAUAACUUUAGUUAUUUAUACAAUUAAUUUUUGUUUAAGGAAAAGGUAAAUAAACGAUUGUUAUUAAAUUAA